AAAGCAGUCCGUAAGGAAACUACACUUUGUCAUGCUAGGGAGCUAACGUCGAUGGAGUCCGAAAAGUUUGAUAUGCAUGUGUAACUGCGAUAUUAACUAAAUCAGGUGAAGAUGGAAGCUGGCGAUUCGCACAAAACCAACACUGAUCCACCAAGCAGGAGGGUAACAAGACAGUCGACAAAAGGAGAUUCUGGCAUUGUGUUGAAACCGAGAGAGCCUUUGAAGAGAAGCCGAAGAGAUGCUGUACAUCCAGUUGGUACUGCGGUCAAUGGAUCCGAGACCCAAGAGAGACUUCCGAGCACUGAUGAUGAUGAUGAGCCACUUAAGAAAAGGCGAAGACUGCAGUCGGCAGAGGACGAAGAUGCUACUGACGGUGACAAUGACAUGGAAUUGGAAGAGGAUGGCGAUGAGUCGGAGUCUGAUGAGGAUAAAGAGACAAGUCCAGGGGUGUUGCAGCACGAUAAACUCAUAAGGGAAUCAUCGGUCCGACUGACCCCGCUGAAGAGUUUCCCCCAAAGCACAGAGAGGGUGUUUCAGUUGGAGCCACUGGAGGAUGGAUCGACGCUGAGAAGUCACAGGCCCAUUCACACGACGAACUCAGAGGUCGAGGCCAUCAAACACAGCACAGGGUCUUCAAAAAGAGGCUCUGGUGCUUCUCUACACAUCCCCACCAAACCCAAGAGAGACAGCAGGACUGAAGGUCAAACGGCACAGAGCAUCCAGCAGAACAUCCAACAGUAUCACCGCAAGCUGCAGGACGGGCUCCCAGCAGAUCAUGUUGACUUUGCAAGAAGAACUCGACGGGGUAUGAGUCACAACCAGACUUCAAACAACAUUGUGCAUAAUAAAGAACUGGCAAAGAAAGCAGAAUUGACCAGAGUGUUGCCUAAAGCUAAACAAAGCCAGGCCAAGACUCCGAGUAAAGGUGGUGCGAGUCGUAUUUACACGAUCAUCCUGUGGCUUUUCCUGCUCUGCGUCUCCAUCUCUGUAGCCGUGCUGGGCUACCAGAGGGUUCCGUGGUCAGCCCUCCUCAGCAAACGAGCUACAUCGCAACCCGCAUCCCCGACCCCCUCGCUGGACGUCUUCUCCGGCCGCAUGGCGGCGCUGGAGCAGCAGUUUCGGAGCCAGCGGGACGAGUUCUGGAGGCGCAGCGGCAUACACCUCCAGCGCCACCUGCAGACGGCCCAACCCUCUGAACCGGUCAGCCUGAUCCUGACCGGGGGCCGCGAGGCGGAGAGGACGCUGAGAUGCCUGGCCGCAGGCCUUGCAUCGGCCUUCUCCAUGGCGGUCAACGGCUCUGUGCUAGAGCUGGACGGAGCGAGUCUGGCUGACAAGGACGGCAAUCAGGUGAAGCUGGAUCUGGACAACCAGCUGAAAGAAGCCUUUGAGGGCGACAAGCCGGCUGCCGUCAUCCACCGUCUGGAAGAGCUGCCGCCGAGCUCCACGCUCAUCUUCUACCGCUACUGCGACCACGAGAACGCCGCCUACAAGGAUCCUCUCCUGGCCUUCACUGUGCUCCUGCCUCAGGACGCUGUGGAUACCGAGGUCAGCCUCCGAGAGGUGGAGGAGAUGGUGCACGACCACAUCCACAAGAAGUUCCUGGUACCCGACCAGCCUGACACCUUCGACAAAAUGGACGUGGACAAGCUGAGUGGGCUGUGGAGCCGCAUCUCUCACCUCAUACUGCCUGUGAAUGUGGAGGAGCACAUCGAGGAAGGCGGCUGUGACACAAACUGAGAGAACCCGAGGAAAAAAAUGAGUGAAGAAUCCCAGUCGACAUGUGCUCAGGAAGCUACUUGCACUGGAGUUACUCCCUAGAAGAUCUGGUCUACAGCUACCCUGUGUGUGUGUGUGUGUGUUUUUUUUUAUGCGUGUUUGAUGAAGAUGAUUUGUAUGAGUGUCCAAGAAUGAUCUCUGAUUGACGACGGGGAAACUACACUGAGCUUUUGGUACCUAACGCUCAGGUUUUUUACAUUCCCAGCUCAAAUACACGUUCUGGGUUUGGUGAGCAAUGAAGUCAUGAUGUGAGAUUUUGAAUUUGCGACAGAUGCAGUGCUGGACUAUGUGAAGAUCAGACUGUAAAAACACAGACCUCCCAUGCAGUUAGACCUCUCGUAUGGUCUCAGUGUGCUCUCAGAAAGAGCUGGUGGCUUUUUUGUGACUGACAGUUUUAAGGCUGCAUAAGGAAUUGAAAGAAAAUAUUUUCUGAUCUUGAAAACUGUGGAAAAAGGACCUUGUGUUUUAAAAUCAGACCCAAAGGUUUUUUUAUUUUCUAAAUUGUUUAUGGAACUUAAUGGACAACAAAAUUAUUUUUGUCUCUGUGUUGCGUAUUUGUGUUUUGAAAUUUCAUGCUUGUAUGUUUCUUGUUCAUGACAUCACUUUUGUAAGGGACUAUACAUAAUGUUCUGAAACAAUACAUUUUCAUAAUUCAUUUGUUAAUAUCAUUCCUCAUUGUAGUCCUCAGAUCAGAGGAGUUCUACUCAUAGUUCAUGUGCAGUUCAUUUAAAGUUGUUGUUUUCUAGCUCUGUGCCAUUCCAGUGAAUCUCCACACAUCCAAUUCCCUUCUCCUGCACUGAUUUCUCCAUGUUUUUUAGUAGGUCAAAAGGCCAGAUAUUUUGGAUGCAUUUAGGUUUGCUUUGCUUUUUUUGUGAAAGAUUUACUUUGUUAAUGCCAUUGAGUUUGUUAAUUAAAAAAUACUGUAUAUUUGUAAAA
Messenger RNA from Alosa alosa (allis shad), 2712 nucleotides. Its product is annotated as torsin-1A-interacting protein 2-like. The record is from RefSeq and is a predicted model, not a curated record. Gene Ontology annotation, molecular function: ATPase activator activity. Gene Ontology annotation, biological process: membrane organization. Lineage: Eukaryota; Metazoa; Chordata; Actinopteri; Clupeiformes; Clupeidae. Gene Ontology annotation, cellular component: membrane. The transcript is spliced from 9 exons. The coding region runs from base 112 to 1737 and encodes 541 amino acids.